Coffea arabica (coffee) is the source of this 2347-nucleotide messenger RNA. RefSeq names its product succinate dehydrogenase [ubiquinone] flavoprotein subunit, mitochondrial. The record is from RefSeq and is a predicted model, not a curated record. Gene Ontology annotation, molecular function: succinate dehydrogenase (quinone) activity; flavin adenine dinucleotide binding; electron transfer activity. Gene Ontology annotation, cellular component: respiratory chain complex II (succinate dehydrogenase). NCBI's taxonomy places the organism in Eukaryota, Viridiplantae, Streptophyta, Magnoliopsida, Gentianales, Rubiaceae. Gene Ontology annotation, biological process: mitochondrial electron transport, succinate to ubiquinone; tricarboxylic acid cycle.
AGCAGUUGUAUCGGGACGCAACCUAACUGUUCCCCGGCGGCCAGCUCUCGUUAUUCCUUCCCGGUUUUAGCAUCCCAGUUCCCAUAUUAUUACCUCCUCUCUCUCUCUCUCUUUUUUUUUCCUAAUCUUUCUCGUCCUCGGGACCCUGUCAGCUAUAUCUCCUACGGAUCUCCAAAUAACAAGGAGAAACAAAAGAUUGUUCAAUCUCCAGUCUUAUAUAGGAAAGAACCCCCAACACAGACGAAUCUAUAGAAAGAGAUGUGGCGGUGCGUGUCGCGUGGUCUUGGCAUUUCUCCCAAGAGAUCCAUCGCCGGCGACUCUUUCCGGCCGCUCAUUAACAGACUCUUUUCUGCUCAAGCGAAUGUCGCAGGAUCGGACUAUACUGUAGUUGACCACACGUAUGAUGCGGUGGUGGUAGGAGCUGGGGGCGCUGGGCUGAGAGCAGCAAUAGGUUUGUCAGAGCAUGGAUUUAACACUGCUUGCAUUACCAAGCUCUUCCCUACUCGUUCCCACACUGUUGCAGCUCAGGGUGGUAUAAAUGCUGCAUUAGGAAAUAUGACUGAAGAUGACUGGAGAUGGCACAUGUAUGAUACGGUGAAGGGAAGUGACUGGUUAGGUGAUCAGGAUGCUAUCCAAUACAUGUGCAGGGAAGCACCAAAAGCAGUUAUAGAGCUUGAAAAUUAUGGUUUACCAUUCUCUCGAACUGAAGAUGGAAAAAUAUAUCAGCGUGCAUUUGGUGGUCAAAGUCUGGAUUUUGGAAAAGGUGGACAAGCAUACCGGUGUGCAUGUGCUGCUGAUCGAACUGGACAUGCCCUGUUGCACACACUUUAUGGCCAAGCCAUGAAGCAUAAUACACAAUUUUUUGUGGAGUAUUUUGCUUUGGAUCUAUUGAUGGGUAGUGAUGGUAGCUGCCAAGGUGUAAUUGCACUAAACAUGGAGGAUGGGACCUUGCAUCGAUUCCGCGCUGCUUCAACUAUACUGGCAACUGGGGGAUAUGGUAGAACUUACUUUUCUGCAACCUCUGCUCAUACUUGCACUGGUGAUGGCAAUGCUAUGGUUGCACGUGCUGGGCUUCCUCUUCAGGAUCUUGAGUUUGUGCAAUUCCACCCAACUGGUAUAUAUGGUGCUGGGUGCCUUAUAACUGAAGGGUCUCGUGGAGAAGGUGGAAUUCUUAGGAAUAGUGAAGGUGAGCGAUUUAUGGAGCGGUAUGCUCCAACUGCUAAGGAUCUGGCAUCAAGGGAUGUUGUUUCAAGGUCUAUGACAAUGGAAAUUAGAGAAGGGCGUGGCGUAGGACCAUUGAAGGAUCACAUUUAUCUCCACUUAAAUCAUUUACCUCCAGAAGUCCUCAAAGAGAGGCUUCCAGGUAUUUCUGAAACAGCUGCCAUUUUUGCUGGGGUUGAUGUCACGAAGGAGCCAAUUCCUGUUUUACCUACUGUGCAUUAUAAUAUGGGUGGAAUUCCCACAAACCAUCAUGGGGAGGUGGUUACCAUUAAAGGUAAUGAUCCUGAUGCUGUAAUCCCGGGUCUACUGGCUGCUGGAGAAGCUGCCUGUGCAUCUGUUCAUGGGGCUAAUAGGCUUGGUGCAAAUUCUCUUCUUGACAUUGUUGUUUUUGGUCGGGCUUGUGCAAAUAGGGUUGCAGAGAUUCAGCGACCUGGAGAGAAACAAAAACCAUUGGAAAAGACUGCUGGAGAGAAGACUAUAGCAUGGUUGGACAAGCUCAGGAACUCAAAUGGUUCAAUUCCUACCUCAAAAAUCAGGUUGAAUAUGCAAAGAGUGAUGCAGAACAAUGCUGCUGUCUUCCGCACGCAAGAGACUCUCGAGGAAGGUUGUCAGUUGAUUGACAAAGCAUGGGAUAGCUUUCAUGAUGUUAAAUUAAAGGACCGGAAUUUAAUAUGGAACUCAGACUUGAUAGAGACGGUAGAACUGGAAAACCUUUUAAUUAAUGCUUGUAUUACCAUGCACUCCGCUGAAGCCAGGAAAGAGAGCAGAGGAGCACAUGCUCGUGAAGAUUUUACGAAAAGAGAUGAUGAGAACUGGAUGAAACAUACGUUGGGGUACUGGGAGAACGAGAAGGUUAGGCUGGAUUACAGACCUGUCCACAUGAAUACGUUGGAUGAUGAGAUUGAAUCGUUCCCGCCAAAGGCUCGCGUGUAUUAGAUGCAUGUGUUUUCCUUUUUUCCGAAAGAGGUGAUAGAUGCUUAAAUAAUGAAAUUUUGGUAAUAAUUGUUGCAUUCAUCUAUGCUUAAUAUGAUGCAGCCUGUUAAUACAUUUUCAAGUGUGAGAUAGCUUUUGUAUCUUAACUAUGGACUGAUGUUAUGUGAUUAAUUGUUUUAAUGGGAUUUAUGCA